AUGAGAUUCUGGCAUUUUUGGCAGGACAAGAUCCGCCAGGCCAUUUACAAAGCCGAAGUCGAAGAGCACUAUCAACAAGCGUACAACAUCGAACUCGAUUAUACCCAUGCCAUGCGCACCAACGAGCAUGGCCGCGUAUUCUUCCCCGAAGUUGGCGGCGACAGCGAGAAGCAGUUCCGCCCCAAGGCCCACUUGUCGUCGAUUGGCUUCGUCAACGAUACCUUGGCCCUCUUUCGAUGGGUCUUUUACCGUCCUAUCCCUGAUCUUGUAUGGCGCAAGCACCGCUUCACCUUUUCCUCCCUCGCCGUGCUCGCCACUGUCCUCGUCGCCAUCAUUUUUGUCGUUCUCUACUGUUUCCUGAAGCAGCCUCUGUUUUGGGAGAGCAUCGAGUACGGUUCCCCCUGUCGCCAUCCGCUCCGGCAUGAUUGCCGUUGCCAUGACCCCUGGAUCAUCGCCACGAGCAUGAAGGCGAAUCUGCUCACCGUGCUCAUUGGCAUUGGACCCGAGAGGCUUAAUGUCUUUCACCGCUGGGCCGGCUACAUCUGCCUCUUCAUGUCGCUCGUCCACGCCGUGCCGUUCUAUAUUCAGCCUGUCUGGAACGAUGACGGGAUGGCCAUUUUCCAGCGCCUGUUCCCUGGAGGCAGCGGUAUCAUCUACGGCACCGGAAUCGCGUGCUUGGUACCCCUCGUAUGGCUCUGCGUUGCCUCGCUGCCUUUUAUCAGGCGCAUUGCCUAUGAGCUCUUCGUCAUUCUCCACGUCCCCGUGGGUGCUGUAUACAUUGGUGUCCUCUUCUGGCACACCAAGAACUUCCUCAUGUCGUGGAGCUACCUCUAUACUAGUGUCGCCAUCUGGGUUGUCUGCUACCUGAUGCGCUUCUUCAACCUGAACUGGGUAAGGCCCUGGCGGCUUGCCUUCAUGGUUGGCGACGAGGCUGCCAUCACCCUGAUGUCAGAAAACGCCAUCAAGAUUACGAUCCCCACCCAGAUGAGGUGGAAGCCCGGCCAAUACGUGUACCUUCGCAUGCCCGGCAUCUCCCUCUUUGAGAACCACCCCUUCACAAUCGCCUCUCUCUGCAGCGACGACUUUCCCUCCGAUUAUGGUGACGAAUACAGGGAUUGCGUCGUUGUUUUCAAGCCCUAUGGCGGAUUCACACGCCGAGUUCUCGAAACCGCCAUUGAAAAGGGCCCUUUCCACACAUACCGAGCGUUCCUCGAUGGGCCCUAUGGAGGAAUGCGGCGCGAUCUCGCGGCUUUCGACACCUGUAUUCUUAUUGCCGGUGGCAGUGGAGUCACCGCGCUCAUGUCGCAGCUUCUAAACCUCAUCAAGCGCAUGAGGGACGGCAAGGCCAUUACGCGCAAGGUCGUCGUCAUCUGGGCUAUCAAGCGGCUCGAGGCGAUGGACUGGUUCCGUGAAGAGCUCCGCAUCUGCCGUGACUCGGCUCCCCCGAGAGUGUCACUUGCAAGUUCUUCGUCACGGCAACGACGCGUCCGAAUCGCGGAGCCAUCGGACGACCACAAAACCGACUCUGGCGAUGACAAGCCCUCGGAUGCCUUCCACAGCGGCGAAGACACCUCCGCGGGAAGAAAGCGCGAGUUCCAUUUCCCACCUCUAGCGCCUCGCAGCGACGCUCCCCACUUUAACUACGCCCCUCCCUCGCCUCGCAGGAUCCCGCCUCCCACCGUCGAGGAUGACGACGACGACGACGUUGGCGACGACACGGCGGCCAACACCGCCUGGAACCGCGGGGGCUUGCCCGUGCGCGCCCCCGAGCUCGCCCACCUCCGCACCACCAACCUCCCCUCCCGCGACCAAGCCCGACCCACCAGCACGUUUGGCCCACCCUCGGGCUUCGAGUUCGGCUUCUCCGAAACCCCCACAGAGUUCCGCAAGAGCCUGAUGCGUUUCGCCUUCCCCGUGCCCCAUCAAAUUGAUGGCGGCUGGAGCGUCGAGUACGGCCGCCCCGAUCUCGGCUACAUGCUCCGCGAGUGGGCGCGUGGCGGGCCCGACGGAAGAGGCAUCCUCGGCCGCAGGACGGCGGUGUUCGUCUGCGGACCCGCUACCAUGAGAGAGGGCGUUGCCAGGACGGUGGCGAGACUGCAGGCGGAGAUUUGGGGCGACGAUAAGCUGGAGGAGAUCUUUUUGCAUACGGAAAACUAUGCGCUGUAA
Messenger RNA from Parascedosporium putredinis, 2166 nucleotides. Lineage: Eukaryota; Fungi; Ascomycota; Sordariomycetes; Microascales; Microascaceae. The record is from the annotation of a GenBank genome assembly.